CACACACACACACGCCAUCCCCUGAGUCAGCACCCGCCUGGCGGCGGGGAGGGGUGGGGUCACAGUUACUAGCGCCUCCUUAAAGCCCCCACAAGGGCAGCUGUAGCCAGACACUGCUACCCUCACCAUGAGUCCCUGGCAGCCCCUGGUCCUGGCACUCCUGGUGCUGGGGUGCUGCUCUGCGGCCCCCCGACAACGCCAGCCCACCGUUGUGGUCUUCCCCAGCGACCUGAGAAGCAAUCUCACCGACAGGCAGCUGGCAGAGGAAUACUUGUACCGUUAUGGUUACACUCGUGUGGCUGAGAUGCGCAAGGAAACGCUGUCCUUGAGGUCCUCCCUGCUGCUGCUCCAGAAGCACCUGUCCCUGCCCGAGACCGGGGAGCUGGACAGCACCACCCUGGAGGCCAUGCGUACCCCACGCUGCGGAGUCCCAGACGUGGGUAGAUUCCAAACCUUCGAGGGCGAACUCAAGUGGCACCACCACAACAUCACAUACUGGAUCCAAAACUACUCGGAAGACUUGCCGCGAAGUGUGAUCGACGACGCCUUUGCCCGCGCCUUCGCGGUGUGGAGCGCGGUGACACCGCUCACCUUCACUCGCGUGUACGGCCGGCACGCCGACAUCGUCAUCCAGUUUGGUGUCGACGAGCACGGAGACGGGUAUCCCUUCGACGGGAAGGACGGGCUCCUGGCGCACGCCUUUCCUCCUGGCCAAGGCAUUCAGGGAGACGCUCACUUCGACGAUGCAGAGUUGUGGUCGCUGGGCAAGGGCGUUGUGGUUCCGACCUACUAUGGAAACGCAGACGGCGCCGCCUGCCACUUCCCUUUCAUCUUCGAGGGCCGCUCCUACUCCGCCUGCACCACGGACGGCCGCUCAGAUGACACACCCUGGUGCGGUACCACUGCCAACUAUGACACCGACCACAAGUUCGGCUUCUGCCCCAGCGAGAGACUCUACACCCAGGACGGCAAUGCGGACGGGAAACCCUGCCAGUUUCCGUUUAUCUUCGAGGGCAAAUCCUACUCUGCCUGCACCACAGACGGUCGCUCCGACGGCUACCAAUGGUGCGCAACCACUGGCGACUACGACAAGGACAAGCUCUACGGUUUCUGCCCGACCCGAGUGGACUCCACCGUGAUCGGGGGCAACGCGGCCGGGGAGUUGUGCGUCUUUCCCUUCGUCUUCCUGGGCAAGCAGUACUCGACCUGUACCAGCGAGGGCCGCAGCGAUGGGCGCCUCUGGUGCGCCACCACCUCGAACUUUGACAGAGACAAGAAGUGGGGCUUCUGCCCAGACCAAGGAUACAGCCUGUUCCUCGUGGCCGCGCACGAGUUCGGCCAUGCGCUGGGCUUAGAUCACACAUCAGUGCCAGAGGCGCUCAUGUACCCCAUGUACCGCUUCACCGAGGAGCCCCCGCUGCAUGCGGACGACGUGAAAGGCAUUCAGCAUCUCUAUGGUCCUCACCCUGAGCCUGACCCACAGCCUCCAGCCACCACGACAUCUGAACCGCAGCCCACGGCCCCCGCGACGGUCUGCCCCACCGGACCCCCCACUGCCCCCCCCUCAGAGCGCCCCACAACCGGCCCCACAGGCCCCCCCUCCGCUGGCCCCACGGGUCCUCCCACUGCCGGCCCUACUGCGGCCCCUACUGUGUCUUUGGAUCCCGCAGACGAUGCCUGCAACGUGAACAUCUUCGACGCCAUCGCGGAAAUAGGGAACCGGCUACAUUUCUUCAAGGAUGGGAGGUACUGGCGAUUCUCUGAGAGCAGGGGCCACCGGCUGCAGGGCCCCUUCCUUAUUGCCGACACGUGGCCUGCGCUGCCCCCCAAGCUGGACUCUGCCUUCGAGGAGCCGCUCAGCAAGAAGAUUUUCUUCUUCUCUGGGCGCCAAGUGUGGGUGUACACAGGCGCGUCGGUGCUGGGCCCGAGGCGUCUGGACAAGCUGGGCCUGGGCUCGCAGGUGACCCACGUCACGGGGGCCCUCCCGCGCGGCGGGGGUAAGGUGCUACUGUUCAGCGGGCAGCACUUCUGGAGGUUCGACGUAAAGACGCAGACGGUGGAUAGCAGGAGCGUCACGUUGGUGGACCAGAUGUUCCCCGGGGUGCCUUUGAAUACGCACGACAUCUUCCAGUACCAAGAGAAAGCCUACUUCUGCCAGGAUCACUUCUACUGGCGUGUGAGUUCCCGGAAUGAGGUGAAUCAGGUGGACUUGGUGGGCUACGUGACCUAUGACAUCCUGCAGUGCCCUGAAUACUAGGGCUUUCAUCCUACUUCAGUGGUGCAGUACGGGUCUCUACCAAGAACAUUCCUGAUGGGGAAGGAGCCAGUUUGCUGGAUACAAACUGGUAUUCCAUUCUGGAGGUCAGAGAGGAGUGGAGGUGGGCUGGGCCCUCUCUUCCCACCUUCCUUUUUUGUUGGAAUGUUUCUAAUAAACUUGGAUUCUCUAA
Lemur catta (Ring-tailed lemur) is the source of this 2447-nucleotide messenger RNA. RefSeq names its product matrix metallopeptidase 9 (gene MMP9). The record is from RefSeq and is a predicted model, not a curated record. Gene Ontology annotation, cellular component: extracellular matrix. The coding region runs from base 128 to 2257 and encodes 709 amino acids. Gene Ontology annotation, molecular function: zinc ion binding; metalloendopeptidase activity. The transcript is spliced from 13 exons. Lineage: Eukaryota; Metazoa; Chordata; Mammalia; Primates; Lemuridae. Gene Ontology annotation, biological process: proteolysis; collagen catabolic process; extracellular matrix organization.